This is a messenger RNA of Parasteatoda tepidariorum (common house spider), 2155 nucleotides long. RefSeq names its product BTB/POZ domain-containing adapter for CUL3-mediated RhoA degradation protein 3. Lineage: Eukaryota; Metazoa; Arthropoda; Arachnida; Araneae; Theridiidae. The record is from RefSeq and is a predicted model, not a curated record. Gene Ontology annotation, biological process: protein homooligomerization. Gene Ontology annotation, molecular function: protein binding.
UUCUAUAAAAUAAUUUGUAUUUUCGAUUAAUCGUCCUCUGAAGAAGUAGUUCCGAAAUAAAUAUGAAAUAAUGGAUACGGAGCUCCAUUUUCUGUUUUCCAUUAUUAAAAGGGAAAUCCCAUAUAAUUAUGGUCAAUCUUUGUAGUGUACCAGUUUAAAAGUUAAACUGAUGUAAAGAAAAACAGUGAGACAUUUAAUCCUUCAUUGUUGUGUAUAGUUCCACUUAAUGAUGUGAGCCUGACAUCUUAAUGAGAAACAUCCAUGCAAAAUAGAACUAAAUUUUACCUCAAAAAUUCCAACUAAGGGACCAUCCUUAACAAUAACAGUCACCCUGGUUCCAAAACGGAAUCCUGUUAUGUCUGGGGACCACAGAACUGUUAUUAAAGGAGCUCCAAGUCAGUAUGUGAAAUUAAACGUUGGUGGAUCUUUGCAUUAUACAACUAUAGGAACAUUAACCAAAAAUGAUAGCAUGCUUAGAGCUAUGUUUAGUGGUCGCAUGGAAGUUUUAACUGAUUCUGAAGGUUGGAUAUUAAUUGAUCGCUGUGGUAGACAUUUUGGUACUAUUCUCAAUUUUUUACGUGACGGUUCUGUUCCCUUACCGGACUCAACUCGAGAAAUAGCAGAACUCUUAGCUGAAGCGAAAUAUUAUUUGAUUCAAGAACUUUCUGAGUGUUGUGAAUCUGCUUUAAGAAAAAGAGAAAUGGAUCUUGAACCUAUUUGCAGAGUUCCACUUAUUACUUCAUCCAAAGAAGAGUUGAUGCUCAUUAAUUCUUCAACUAAACCUGUUGUGAAAUUGCUGAUUAAUCGACAUAAUAAUAAAUAUUCUUAUACAAACACCUCUGAUGAUAAUUUAAUGAAGAAUGUAGAAUUGUUUGACAAGUUAUCUUUGAGAUUUAGUGGAAGAGUUUUAUUCAUUAAAGAUGUCAUUGGAAGUAAUGAGAUCUGUUGCUGGUCUUUUUAUGGACAUGGGAGAAAAGUUGCUGAAGUCUGCUGUACUUCAAUUGUCUAUGCUACAGACAAAAAACAUACUAAGGUUGAAUUUCCGGAGGCAAGAAUAUAUGAAGAAACCCUGAACAUACUUCUUUAUGAAAACAGAACUGGUCCAGAUAUGGAUUUAAUGCAAGCAACGAGUACACGGGGAGCGGUUUCAAUGGGAACAACAUAUACUAGUGAUGAUGAAGAUGAUAGGCGUACUCCAGGUACUUCCUCCAGAGAGAACAGGGACAAUUGUCAUCUGAAUCGGAUACGCAACACGAAGCAAACAAGCUGACAUUCAUAAUGUCUUUUUGUUUAUUGAAUUAUUUUCUUUAUAAUCUAUACCCAAUUAAGAGAAUUAUAAUUUUUCUUCCAAAUAUUAAAUUUUAUGUUUAUUUGUGUACUCUUGAUAUUUUCUUUUUUUUUAUUAUUAUUAUUUUUUAUUAUUAUUAUUCAUUUGCUAUUUGAUAAUUAUUUUGAAUUUUCAAUUAUAAGACUUCUAAUAAAUGCUGUUAAAUAAAUAAAUAAGCAAAAUAAUUUAAAUAUAACACAGAAACUUUGCACUGAAAGUGAUUUACACAACCUAGCUGAGUUGAUUAGCAUGAACUAUUUACGAAGAUGUGAAAAUAGUAUGCUGGUUUUUUGAGCAGGGAUUUGACUGCGUGAAUUGAAAAUUCAUCUGCAUUGUUUGGAUUCACAAUUUGUCCACUGUUAAUAUACUUCUAUCGAUAGUGUUUAAUUAGAAGUAAACAUUUAUUCAAGAAUUUUGGUGGUGUUUGGAUGAAGUGUUUUGAACUAGACAUGAUACCAAUAUACAUGAAACUAUAGUGUUUUCAAGUCAUUAUUUUGUUUGGAUUUAAUUCAGUCUUAAAGAAAGAAUGUUUGUUUGAAUGUGCAUGUUCAAUGCUCGUGAACUGAAAUAAUCGUGUCUGUUGAAUCAUGAAUUUCUUUUAUUGUAUGCCAAAGUACUGUAAACAUAUUAGAACAGCAUUUUCUAUUAUUGAUGCUAAAGUAUGAUUGCUAUGCAAGAAAAUGUGAGCAUAAAGUCAUACUUAAGUCUUAUACAAUAUUAUUAUUCUGCUUUAGUAAAAAUAUUAUCUGAAAAAAGUUUGUGCAUAAAAAUAGUGAAUUGUGUACUUUGUAAAAUGCUUUUACUAUUUAAUAAAUGUAAUUUGCUUUA